Molecule: messenger RNA, 1272 nt
Organism: Zophobas morio
Lineage: Eukaryota; Metazoa; Arthropoda; Insecta; Coleoptera; Tenebrionidae
Exons: 6
Coding region: 92-1102 (336 amino acids)
Source: RefSeq, a predicted model, not a curated record
ACUUGACGUCUGUCACCUUGUCAAUUAUGCAAAAAAUGUGCGAAGCUUCUAAAAGUUUUUAAACAAUGUGAGCCCUUAAACACCGUAAACCAUGAAGUUAAACUUAGCUAGUUACACCCUUUUAAUCUCUCUGAUGAUUAGAUAUUCCCACCAAUAUGUGGAACUGACUGUAGAAGACGACGAUUUGUGUUCGCCAAUUAAAAGACGUAAAAUAAGACUAGACAAGGGACCACGGUCGGGUUUAAUAGUGACACAAACUCGUUUGGACGACCAUUCUACUAAAUGGAACCAAAAUUUCAAAUGUAAGUUUCAAGUUUCUCCUGCCUCUUCUCGUGAAGGAAUCAUUGCUGUGAUACAACAUUUAAUUUUUCGUAAAAAUUCUACGACUGACGAGUGUAUAGAUUAUGUGCAAUUCGGUCGUAAGGAUGGCUCUUCGAGUCAGAAGUUUUGUGGAAGGUUUAACGCAGCGCUCCGAAUGGAUCGCCAUUUUGUGAAUCCGUCGGAGCCGAUAUCAUCAGGGACUGCCUUUGUUGAUGAAAGAGGUGAACUUGAUGUUUACAUAUAUGUAGCUAGGGAACAGCUGAAAAGUGAGGAAGAAAGUGGCAUCAGUAUUGUUUUUACUGCAUAUAGACAUUGUUCUCAAGUAUAUAAACGCGAUAUAGCGUAUCGCCCCUGCAGCAACGAACGGAAAGAAUUUUGUAUUUAUUCAGGUUUUUUCUCAGACUCUUAUAUUAAUUGCCCUUUGCCAGACUGUGAGGAUGAGCAAGGAUGUUCAAAGCCAACAGAAGUAAUUGAUUACUAUUAUGGGAAUAAAGUACUCAUAGGAGCCGUGUCGUCAGUAUUUGUCGUUUUUGCGUUAUUUAUUUUGUGUUUGUGGAUUUGUAAAACGUAUAAAAUAUUUUGUUGGUCUCAGAGUUUUGCUAACCCCAAUUCUGCGACGCCGCAGAGUCAGUCAAGUGAAGCUCCAAGAGUUAUUGAAAUGAAUGAGCAAACAGGAUCUAGAUCAGCGCCUGCGCAAGCUAAUAGCAGUAGUGCCAACCCUACAGAUGAAGAUAAAGACUUACCUCCUUCGUAUGAUAGUCUGUUUCCAUCAAGGCAAUAAUGACAUAUGCCUUUAUGUCAUGUAAAUAGACAAGAAAUAAAAUUUCGUUGUGGACUGGAUUGUUGUAAAAAAAGGCCUAAUAAAAACUGGUGUGCUGGAAGGUUACUAUUAACAUGUAUAUUGCGUUAUUUUUGGACGAUCUAUCUAUGCGAAUAUUCUAAAGUUUCUAA